Lachancea dasiensis is the source of this 693-nucleotide messenger RNA. NCBI's taxonomy places the organism in Eukaryota, Fungi, Ascomycota, Saccharomycetes, Saccharomycetales, Saccharomycetaceae. The record is from the annotation of a GenBank genome assembly.
AUGGCAAUUCUAGACUGGGUUUUUGGGAAAAGCUUGACGCCACAGGAGCGCUUGAAAAAGAACCAACGGGCCUUAGAAAGAACACAGAGGGAGCUAGAGCGCGAAAGAAGGAAACUGGAGGCUCAAGAGAAGAAGCUCAUAUCUGAUAUCAAGAAAUCUGCUAGAGAUGGACAGGUUGCAGCAGCGAAAAUACAGGCAAAAGAUCUGGUACGAACCAAAAAGUACAUCGGCAAAUUCAACAACAUGAGGACUCAACUCCAGGCCAUUGCCCUUAGAAUCCAGGCAGUACGUAGUAGUGACCAAAUGACAACUUCUAUGAGGGAGGCAACUGGGUUAUUAUCUUCAAUGAACAGGUCCAUGAACCUGCCCCAACUUCAGCGUAUAUCGGCUGAGUUCGAAAAGCAGAGUGACCUCAUGGACCAACGUCAGGAGUUUAUGGACGAAGCUAUUGAUGAUGCCAUGGGUGAUGAGUUGGAGGAGGACGAGGAAGCGGAUGAGAUCGUCAACAGAGUUCUGGACGAAAUUGGAGUUGACUUGAAUCAAAAACUACAAAGCUCACCGCAGGAGAUGCUGGAUUCUGCUGAUGGAGAUAAUGUUGAAAGGGUAGCCGAGUCUCUAGAUGCCCAUGGGGGCGCGGGUCCUCUCAGUCCGGAUGAUGAGCUCCAAGCAAGACUUAAUAGUCUCAAAAGAUGA